UUCACUUCCGGUGGUCAGACCAGUUUACGGCAGUAUUGCACAACAUUACACUUCUUCCCUACGACAUCACCAAUAACAAAAUCUUUGCGAACACCAUAAGAACCAACCAACCAACCUACAACUCAAAAUCUUUAUUUCCAAACUACAACCACCGUUUCCUCGCCUUACCUGCUUCAAGAUAAGGCGCAAGCGAUACCUGGAUCACUUGACUUAACUCUAAAAUGUUGUAAUCAAACAAAAUACGUUCCUAGCUUACCAUUUUCUUCGUUACUUACCAUCUGCCAAGGAGACUUAUAGUGACGGAAGGAUUUACAGUGUAUUACGGGUGAAAGAUGCCACCAAGGCAGAGAAGAAUAGCCAUGAUGGGUUACAGAUCUGUAGGAAAGACUUCAUUGGUAUUACGGUUUGUUACUAGUAAAUUCGAUGACACCUAUGACCCAACAAUUGAAAAUACCUACACCAAGAAUGUAACUGUUUCUGGUCAAGUCUACCAACUGGAAGUGAUAGAUACAGCUGGACAGGAUGAAUAUUCAGUAACUCCAAAUGAUUAUUAUAUGAAUGUUGAUGGAUACAUUCUUGUGUACUCAAUAACAUCACAAAGAAGCCUUGAUAUUAUCAAAUUGAUUUACAACAAGAUAAGUGACAUGAAAGGCAGAAUAUGGGUUCCAAUUGUCCUAGUUGGAAACAAAACAGAUCUUGAAGAAGAUAGAGCAGUUACAAUGGAAGACGGAAAAAAACUUGCCGACGAAUGGGAAAUUCCUUUUCUUGAAGUAUCUGCCAAAACAGAUGAGGUAACUACAAAAGAUAUCAAAGGCUCACGGUCAGUGGAAGAAGUUUUUGCACAGUUAAUAAAAGCCAUCCAAAGGAAAGAGUCUGUCAAAGAUACUAGCUGUGUAGUAUCGUAAAAAAACCAAGCAAGCUCUCUUAAACUUUGACACACUGCAUUGUUGGAUGCAAAAAAAUUCAUAGAUGAGGCUUGUGUUGUUAGAUGGUGACCCAAUUCACUACGACCUCUUCUUUGUUGCUGUGGCCACCAAAAAAA
Molecule: messenger RNA, 1042 nt
Organism: Octopus sinensis (East Asian common octopus)
Lineage: Eukaryota; Metazoa; Mollusca; Cephalopoda; Octopoda; Octopodidae
Product: GTP-binding protein Rheb homolog
Exons: 10
Coding region: 333-905 (190 amino acids)
Biological process (GO): small GTPase-mediated signal transduction
Cellular component (GO): plasma membrane
Molecular function (GO): GTP binding; GTPase activity; GDP binding
Source: RefSeq, a predicted model, not a curated record